AUGAAUGAGCAGAAAACCAUAGUUAAUAUUUAUUUUCUGCAGGUAAUUUCUGAGCUUCGGGAGAAGUUGGAUCUGCAACAUUGUGUUUUGCCAUCACGGUUGCAGGCCUCCCAAGUAAAGUUGAAAAGUAAAGGACGAGCAAGUUCCUCAGGAAAUCAAGAAAGCAAUCAGAGCUGUGUUAUUCUCCUCUUUGAUGUAAUAAAGUCAGCUAUUAGAUAUGAGAAAACCAUUUCAGAAGCCUGGAUUAAGGCAAUUGAAAACACUGCCUCAGUGUCUGAACACAAGAUUUUUGACCUGGUGAUGCUUUUCAUCAUCUAUAGCAGCAAUACUCAGACAAAAAAGUACAUUGAAAUGCUAAAAAAUAAGAUUCGAUCAGGCUGCAUUCAAGAACAGCUGCUCCAGAGUACAUUCUCUGUUCAUUACUUAGUUCUUAAGGAUAUGUGUUCAUCCAUUCUGUCGCUGGCUCAGAGUUUUCCUCACUCUCUAGACCAGAGUAUAAUUUCAUUUGGAAGUCUCCUAUACAAAUAUGCUUUUAAGUUUUUUGACACGUACUGCCAGCAGGAAGUGGUUGGUGCCUUAGUGACCCAUAUCUGCAGUGGGAAUGAAGCUGAAGUUGAUACUGCGUUAGAUGUCCUCCUAGAGUUGGUAGUGUUAAACCCGUCUGCUAUGAUGAUGAAUGCUGUCUUUGUAAAGGGCAUUUUAGAUUAUCUGGAUAACAUAUCUCCUCAGCAAAUAUGAAAACUCUUCAAUGCUCUCAGCACACUGGCAUUUAGCAAACAGAAUGAAGCCAGCAGUCACAUCCAGGAUGACAUGCACUUGGUAAUAAGAAAGCAGCUCUCUAGCACCAUAUUCAAGUACAAACUCUUUGGGAUUUUUGGUGCUGUCAUCGUGGAUGGCAUCAUGGCAGCAGACAGGAGCGCAUCAUCUAGUUUGACCCAAGAGAGAGCCAACCUGAGCAAUGAGCAGUGCACACACGUGACCUCCUUGUUGCAGUUGGUUCAUUCCUGCAGUGAGCAGUCUCCUCAGGCCUCUGCACUUUACUAUGAUGAAUUUGCCAACCUGAUCCAACAAGAAAAGCUGGAUCCAAAAGCCCUGGAACGUGUUGGGCAUACCAUCUGCAAUGAUUUCCAGGAUGCCUUCGUAGUGGACUCCUGUGUUGUUCCGGAAGGUGACUUUCCAUUUCCUGUGAAAGCACUGUACGGACUGGAGGAAUACAACACUCAGGAUGGGAUCGCCAUCAACCUCCUGCCGCUGCUGUUUUCUCAGGACUUUGCAAAAGAUGGGGGUCCGGUGACUCCACAGGAAUCAGGCCAAAAGUUGUCCGCCCCGCUGGAGGUGGCCACUAUCAAGCCACUUGGCCUGGACAAGCAGCAGUGCUCCCAGUAGGCGGUGGUGCAGGCCCGCCUGACCCAGCCUGCCCGCCUCACCAGCAUCAUCUUCACAGAGGACAUCAGUAAGGGCUGAGUGCCCUUACAGGCAUAAGCCACCUUGCUCAGCCUAUUUGUAAGGUUUUUGAUACAUGGGACUGUAUUGCUUUCCAACAAAACAAUGUUAACAAUGUACAAGUACCUGGAGAAGAGUCAGAAAAAUGUUGUAUCCUGCUGCUAUGCUUACAUUUCAGAAUUCCCCAGCCACAGGCCAGGUCCUGCGCUGUGAUGCCAUCGUGGACCUCAUCCAUGACAUCCAGAUUGUCUCCACCAUCCGCGAGCUCUACCUGGAGGACUCCCCCACAGAGCUGAAGAUCCAGGCCCUGGACUCCGAGGACUGGAGAGGACGAAGGCCCUGAGGUCCAAGAACAUUGACAGUGGACACCAAUGGCUUUGGGGAG
This is a messenger RNA of Cercocebus atys (sooty mangabey), 1828 nucleotides long. Its product is annotated as Fanconi anemia group D2 protein. Gene Ontology annotation, molecular function: DNA polymerase binding. Lineage: Eukaryota; Metazoa; Chordata; Mammalia; Primates; Cercopithecidae. Gene Ontology annotation, cellular component: condensed chromosome; nucleus. Gene Ontology annotation, biological process: homologous chromosome pairing at meiosis; interstrand cross-link repair; double-strand break repair involved in meiotic recombination. The record is from RefSeq and is a predicted model, not a curated record.